This is a messenger RNA of Notolabrus celidotus (New Zealand spotty), 3034 nucleotides long. It is a transcript of the gene ddx10, whose product is annotated as DEAD (Asp-Glu-Ala-Asp) box polypeptide 10. Gene Ontology annotation, cellular component: nucleus. Lineage: Eukaryota; Metazoa; Chordata; Actinopteri; Labriformes; Labridae. Bases 131 to 2650 code for a protein of 839 amino acids. Gene Ontology annotation, molecular function: ATP binding; nucleic acid binding; RNA helicase activity. The transcript has 2 exons. Gene Ontology annotation, biological process: rRNA processing. The record is from RefSeq and is a predicted model, not a curated record.
AUGUGAGUCGCAUGAUUAUGACGUCAUACUACCGGCGACAGGCUCUCUUCUCCACGCUGUUUACCAAACGGUGUCCUGACUGUAGGCCUGUGUGUUUAACUCUCUUUUCUUCGUUUGUACAUCCUUGAUCAUGGAGAAAAAAGGCUCGAACUCCGUCGGGAAGAAAUCUAAGCCAGCAAAAGUGAAACUCGCUGAUGACCCUGUCAGAAAUUUGGAGAAAUGGAAGAAAAAGUACAACAAGACGAAAGCACGAGUAAAGCGAGAGAGGACGCAGAAGAAGAAGCCCGAGUGGCAGGUUGAACGGGAGUAUAUCAACGGGCUCGUUAGCAGGUACAAGGAUAUCAAUAUUAAGGAGGCUGUGAAAUUUUCUGACUUUCCCAUUUCAAAGAAAACCUUAUUAGGUCUGCAGGGAGCUCAGUACAGACAACCCACGGAGAUCCAGAGACAGACUAUCGGCUUCGCAUUGAAAGGGAAAGAUGUUCUCGGCGCGGCCAAGACCGGCUCUGGGAAGACUUUAGCUUUUCUCAUACCGGUGCUUGAGUGUCUGUACCGCCAACAGUGGACCUCCAUGGAUGGCCUCGGUGCCCUCAUCAUAUCCCCCACAAGAGAGCUCGCCUACCAGACCUUUGAAGUCCUCCGCAAGGUGGGAAAGAACCACGACUUUUCUGCGGGGCUCAUCAUCGGUGGAAAGGACUUAAAGACCGAGUCCGAAAAGAUUCACCGCACCAACAUCGUCAUCUGCACCCCGGGCCGGCUGCUCCAGCAUAUGGAUGAAACAGCCGCCUUUCACGCAUCCAACCUCCACAUGCUGGUCCUGGACGAGGCGGACCGCAUCCUAGACAUGGGCUUCGCGGAUACUCUGAACGCCAUCGUGGAGAACCUCCCCAAGUCACGGCAGACGCUGCUGUUCUCUGCCACCCAGACCAAGUCAGUCAAAGACCUGGCCCGGCUCAGCCUCAUAGACCCAGAGUAUGUGUGGGUCCACGAGAAGGCCAAGUUCAGUACACCGGCCACGCUUGAGCAAAGCUAUGUGGUGUGUGAUCUCCCCCAGAAGGUCAACAUGCUCUACUCCUUCAUCAGGAGCCACCUGAAGAAGAAGAUUAUUGUCUUCUUUGCCUGUUGUAAGGAGGUCCAGUACUUGUUUCGAGCCUUCUGCCGUCUCAGACCAGGCAUGCCCAUCCUGGCUUUGCAUGGCAAGCAGCAGCAGAUGAAGAGAGUGGAGGUCUACAAUGAUUUCCUCAAAAAGCAAAACGCAGUACUCUUUGCCACUGACAUAGCCGCCAGAGGCCUUGACUUCCCUGCUGUCAACUGGGUCCUGCAGUUUGACUGUCCGGAGGAUGCAGAUACCUACAUCCACAGGGUGGGACGGACUGCCAGGUACAAGGAGGGUGGGGAGGCCCUGUUGUUGCUGCUUCCUUCAGAAGAGAAAGGCAUGCUCAGACAGCUGCAGGAGAAGAAGGUCCCCAUCAAUAAAAUCCAGGUGAAUGCAGACAAACUUCUGAGUAUUCAGCAGAAGCUGGAUGCCUUCUUGGCCCAGGAAAAGGAGCAGAAGGAGAGAGCUCAGAGGUGUUUUGUUUCCUAUCUUCGCUCUGUUUACCUGAUGAAGAACAAAGAAGUGUUUGAUGUCUUCAAACUCCAGAUUAAGGAGUAUGCCCUUUCUCUUGGCUUAGCUGUGGCUCCGAGGGUGCGCUUCUUAAGUAAGGCUCAGGCACAAAGAGGAGAAAAAGAAGGCCAGAGAGAGGAUGAACAGUCUGAAGAGGAGGAAGAGCUGAGGAGCUUUAAGGCUCAGCUGGGUGGAAACAUUCCUCAUGAAGACGCUCAGAGUUCAGAGUCAGAAGAUUCAAGCGAUGGGGAAGGAAGUGGUAAUGAUCAAGAGUCCCAUCAGUCUAAAACACCUCUCCUGGGAGCAGAUGACAGCAGUGAGGAUGAUGAAAAUCAAAGAGACUUGCUUACAGUCAAAAGGAAAAAUGUCUUUAAUCUGGAGGAGGACGAAGACAGUUCAACAUCUGACGUGGACUCCAAAAGUAAAAUAGAGAAACUGACAAAGUUUAAAGAAGCCAAAAAAGCCCUCAAGAGAAACUUCCAAAUCAAUACCAAAGUUGCAUUCAACGAAGAAGGAGAGGCUGUACAACUCUGGCCUCAAGUCCAAAGAGCAGUGACCGGUGGAGAGGAAGAGGAGGAGGAGGAGGUUUCGGGUAUCAAUGUGGAGAAGGCUAAGGAGAGGCUGAAACGUGAGGACCAGGAGUACGACAAGCUGGAGUACAGCCGCAAAGUGAAAGCCAAACACAGAGAGAAGAGGUUGAAGGCCAAGGAAGCCAGGAGGGAGGCUAGCAAGCAGCGUGAACAGAAAUCAGAUGAAGAGGACGAGGAGGAUGACGUGGUGGCUUACCUGGCCAAUCACAGUGAAGACGAGUUUGAUCCCAGUUCACUGCCAGACCCUGAUAAACCACACUCGGAGGAGGAGGAUGAACCGAGGGCAGCGAAACGACAUCACAGCAGUGAGAGCAGUGACGAUGAAGAGGAGAAGCUCACUGUGGGGAUGAAGAAAAAGGCAAAGAAGGAGGAGGAUGAACCUGCAGCCUUGGACACUGGGCUCUCUUUGGCUGAAGACGAGGAGUUAGUCUUGCAUCUGUUAGGAGGACGGGUGUAGAGGAAGUAGGGGUCAUUGGACUUUGAGAGAAUGAACAAUGUUAACAUGUUUAAUCAACACAUUUUUAACACAUUAAAUCAAAUCUAUUUUCUAUAGUUUAAAGUAAGAGUGUGAGCAAACAAGCAAAGUUUAGAAGAUUGUUUCAGAGUGUUAUUUGUUGAGAUUCACAAACUCAUCUGCUUCAUCAGGACUAUGAAUAUAUAGUUUAAUUCAACUUUAUUUAUAAAGAAACAAUCCUCUAAUCUCUAACAGGGAAAAAAGAAAUUAAUACUUUUCUAAUCUUACCAUCAAAACUUUGCUGAGUUCUUCUUAAGACUGAAAACUGAAUUGUUUUGAUUCAUCUUUACAUGUCAAAUUAUUAAAUGUAUGAAAUGAAUAACUGCA